AUGGCAGCCACUCGAUCCAACAGUUUCCCCCGCUCAUCUAGACAACACCCAUUAGCAACAGAAGUUAAUGAGCAUUUGAAUAGAUUGAGGGCUUCUAAAGAGGCAUCUACUUCAUCAUCAUCAUCAAUAAGCCAUAAACUAAAUGGCUUUCAAGAUUUGUAUGAUUGUGUUGUUAAGUUUCUUCAGCUGCCUCUGUCCCACCAUGAUUUAGCCCAUGAAUGUGCUGACGAGUUGUUGGAUGGUUCUCUUAGACUCCUCGACCUUUGCAGCACUGCUAAAGAUAUUGUGCUGCAAACAAAAGAAAGCGCAAAUGAACUUCAAUCGGCUUUGCGUCGAAGGAAAAUCGGUGAAUCCGAGAUUGUAAGUGAAGCAAGGAAAUACAUAAGCUCCAGGAAAGUUGCCAAAAAGACUAUCCACAAGGCAUUGGGAAACUUGAAGGUCAUACAAAGGAAAAACACAGUCUCACCUUCAGAAACUGUUAGCAUGCUGAAGGAGAUUGAAGCUGUGACAUGUUCUAUGUUUGAGGAUUUGUUAUCUCUCAUCUCCGGACCAAAGCCUGGAAGUUGGUUAUCAGUUUCGAAACUAUUGCAUCAAAGAAGAAUAGCGUGCGAAGAUGCUGCAAGAAACGUGAAUGAAUUCGAAAAGGUUGAUGUUGCUUUGAAAUCCUUCGGAAUAACCAAAUCUGAGAUCAUAAAUCUUGAGAUUCAAAACCAGCUAAAAGACUUGGAGCUAUUUAUUCAAGAUCUUGAAGAUGGACUUGAAUGCCUCUUCAGGUGUAUGAUCAAAGCAAGAGUUUCGCUUCUUAACAUCCUUACCCUGUAA
This is a messenger RNA of Gossypium arboreum, 822 nucleotides long. RefSeq lists its product as uncharacterized. Gene Ontology annotation, biological process: shoot system development; root development. The record is from RefSeq and is a predicted model, not a curated record. The transcript has a single exon. Bases 1 to 822 code for a protein of 273 amino acids. NCBI's taxonomy places the organism in Eukaryota, Viridiplantae, Streptophyta, Magnoliopsida, Malvales, Malvaceae.